This is a messenger RNA of Urocitellus parryii (Arctic ground squirrel), 1089 nucleotides long. Lineage: Eukaryota; Metazoa; Chordata; Mammalia; Rodentia; Sciuridae. The record is from RefSeq and is a predicted model, not a curated record.
UGGCGCGAAGGUGCGCGAGUCGACCCUCACGUAGGGGCCGCAGGAAACAAUAGAGGCCGCGCGCGCGGAGCUAGCGCUCUCAGGCUCCCCGCCCCUCCCGCAACGCUCGACCCCGGGAUACCCCCGGCUCUCCUGCCGCCAUGGCCGACAAGGAAGCAGCCUUUGACGACGCAGUGGAAGAGCGUGUGAUCAACGAGGAGUACAAAAUAUGGAAAAAGAACACCCCUUUUCUUUAUGAUUUGGUGAUGACCCAUGCUCUGGAGUGGCCCAGCCUAACAGCACAGUGGCUUCCAGAUGUAACCAGACCAGAAGGAAAAGAUUUCAGCAUUCAUCGGCUUGUCUUGGGGACACACACAUCAGAUGAGCAAAACCACCUUGUGAUAGCCAGUGUACAGCUCCCUAAUGAUGAUGCUCAAUUUGAUGCAUCACACUACGACAGUGAGAAAGGAGAAUUUGGAGGUUUUGGCUCAGUUAGUGGGAAAAUUGAAAUAGAAAUCAAGAUCAACCAUGAAGGAGAAGUAAAUAGGGCUCGUUAUAUGAAACUUAUGAUUUGGGAUACUCGUUCAAACAAUACUUCCAAACCAAGCCACUCAGUAGAUGCUCACACUGCUGAAGUGAACUGCCUCUCUUUCAAUCCUUAUAGUGAGUUCAUACUUGCCACAGGAUCAGCUGAUAAGACUGUUGCCUUGUGGGAUCUGAGAAAUCUGAAACUUAAAUUGCAUUCCUUUGAAUCACAUAAGGAUGAAAUAUUUCAGGUUCAAUGGUCACCUCACAAUGAGACUAUUCUGGCUUCUAGUGGUACUGAUCGUAGACUGAAUGUCUGGGAUUUAAGUAAAAUUGGAGAAGAACAAUCCCCUGAAGAUGCAGAAGAUGGCCCACCAGAAUUAUUGUUUAUUCAUGGUGGUCACACUGCCAAGAUAUCUGAUUUCUCCUGGAAUCCCAAUGAACCUUGGGUGAUUUGUUCUGUAUCAGAAGACAAUAUCAUGCAAGUGUGGCAAAUGGCAGAGAACAUCUAUAAUGAUGAAGAUCCUGAAGGAAGUGUGGAUCCUGAAGGACAAGGAUCCUAGAUGUGUCUGCACUUGUGAUUUU